This is a messenger RNA of Aspergillus steynii IBT 23096, 1506 nucleotides long. RefSeq lists its product as uncharacterized. The coding region runs from base 1 to 1506 and encodes 501 amino acids. The transcript is spliced from 5 exons. Gene Ontology annotation, biological process: regulation of DNA-templated transcription. NCBI's taxonomy places the organism in Eukaryota, Fungi, Ascomycota, Eurotiomycetes, Eurotiales, Aspergillaceae. The record is from RefSeq and is a predicted model, not a curated record. Gene Ontology annotation, molecular function: DNA-binding transcription factor activity, RNA polymerase II-specific; zinc ion binding.
AUGAAGGUCAAGCAAAAGUCCGUUUGCCAGACAUGUAGGACGCGAAAGCUAGGGUGUGAUGGAAAACGCCCAGGUUGUAGUCAAUGUGUUUUAUCAGGACGAUUCUGUGAUGGCUACAGCACCAACUGGACAUUUGUGUCCCAGGACGAUGGGCUCCCAAAAGCUAAAGAGCAGCACUCAAAGUGGGUUCAGCAAUACUCCAAAAGCCAUCUCCAUUCACCAGAUGAUGUCAUGGAGCAUAGCCAAUACGCGAACGACUCUGUGUCACUGCUGCCAUCUCUAAGGCCAGAUAAUAAUGAUUUCAUGGGACUUAUCAUUCAGAACUAUAUCCCAGGAGAUCAAUUGAUGAUAACGGAUGGCAUUACAGAUGACAAAGGCUCUCGCAUAUGUGGCUCUUGGAUAGAGGUUCUUCCCGUGCUUGAAAACCAGAGUGCUAGGGACCCAGUCCUUCCCACAGCCAUUAAAGCAUUGGCGGGCUCAAUCGGUUCUCAAAAGCAAGAAGCCAAUCAGUCGAUUCUCAGUUGCUCACAGCCUUAUCAGGUUGCAAUUCGGGCUCUCCGGAAAAGCUUUGCUCGCCCAGAUCACACAUUCAGAACCGACUUGAUAGCGGCCGCUAUGUGUCUCACUUUGGUUGAGCUCAUGCUCCCAGAGUCCCUUCCAGCUUUGACAGCUCAUGUCAAAGGAGUUGGUCUCUUGCUCCUAACUUACGGUCCAGAGGCAUGCAAAUCUGGCGCGCUACAUAAGCUAUUCGUGGGGUUCCGUCCACUCUUGGUAUUGGAGGCAUUUCGACACCGACAGCCAGUCUUUCUGGCGUCACCAGAAUGGUUUGAAAUCCCGUUCUUUAUCCUCAGCCCGUCACUGAUGCAGAGGCUUUUGAGUAAGGCUGUCAUAAUUCCCUCGCUCUUUCGGAAAUGUGAUGAAAUUCUCGAUACGCCCUGUGCCAGUGAUAUCUCCGAAAUACGGGGCAUCUGUCGAUCCUUUAUUGACAUUGUGCGUCAAUUAGAGGACUGGGAAACCUCAACUCGAGUUGAAAUCGGUCGGCCUUACUUCUGGAAUCAGGAUAAGACUUUCUCUUCAAGAAGUCCCCCCACGUUUGAAGAGUCGUUCCUCUGGUAUGACAAUGUCACCAUGGCAAACGUCUUCACUCACCUGUGGGCGUUCCACAUCGUUUGCCUCUCCGAAAUUGAGAGAUUGAUGCUAUUGUUUCCCGAGACACUGCUGGGCGAAACUUCGUUACUUAGCCUGAAAGACGUGGGUGAUAUCACUAGCAGGACAUUGACACUCUCCAAGCAAAUUUGCCUGAGUAUGGAAUAUCUGAUGCAAGAUGAAAUGAAGCUGUUUGGGCCCGCAUCGACGUUUUUCCCACUCCAGGUUGCCAACGAGAAACUCAGGGCAUAUGGACCAGCAAAUCAAGAAUAUGUGGAUUAUAUCGAGCAGCUUGUCGGCAGACUAGUUCGAAAGGGUCUUCGGUCUGCUCCUAUUCUCGUCCCCACUGGAAGGACAUAG